This is a messenger RNA of Rasamsonia emersonii CBS 393.64, 2568 nucleotides long. Its product is annotated as Conserved glutamic acid-rich protein. Bases 1 to 2568 code for a protein of 855 amino acids. The transcript has 3 exons. The record is from RefSeq and is a predicted model, not a curated record. Lineage: Eukaryota; Fungi; Ascomycota; Eurotiomycetes; Eurotiales; Trichocomaceae.
AUGGAAGAUCCCCUUGGUGACUCGAUGGACGUGGCGUCCCCGUACCCGGGGCACGCAGAUGACUUUGAGAUUGAUAUUGAUAUCAUGGAAGAUCAAGCUUCUAACGCAGACAACGACUUUGACGUCAGAGAUGCUUCGCCAGAAGCAAUGCCCCAGCCGGAAGAUUUGGUUGCUACGAACGAUGCCGAUAUGGACGAUGUCGCCGAGCCCUCUGCAACCAACACGUUCGACAACGCCGAAAGCCAUAACCAGAAUAAUAGCACCGUCUACUCAAGCCAUGUAACGUACGAGUCGGAGAUGCUAGAUGAAGACUACGAAGAGGAUAUCGAUGCCCCUAUUCCUGACUCCGAGGCCCUCGCAGUGGAAGCUGGGAAGACGUUGGAACCCAACGUCGAGGAGCAUGAACCGAACGCGGCAAACGAGGGAAUAAACCAGGAUGAUGCAGAGCGAGUCCCCGAAGGAGUUCAUGAGAACGAGCAUUACCACCAAUACGACGAAACACCCAGCCAUCGUGAUGAUACUAACAGCACAGCUCACGUUGAGUCACAGCAGGCCCCUACUUUGAGCAAUACUGAAGCCCAAACUCCUGACCAGCCUGAAGGAGGUGAGCCUGAUGAUGGAGGUGAACCCGACGAGGCUGGGCUGGCGCAUGACGUAGGGGAAGAACACGAAGAACACGACCAAUAUCCUCAGGCCGAGCAUGACCCCGAAGGCGAAGACCAACACCCAGAAACAACUCAGCAUGAGCGAUAUCUACACCCAGUUAAAGUACUGUAUCAAGACAGCGAAAUAUCUCUGUUUCCGCCGCGGGAAGGUGACUCUUCGGAAACGUUCUUCCUUGAGGACGAAGGCUUGGCCUACGAAAAUCUUGACCACCUCCUUGCGGCAUGUCGUCAAAUUCUUGGCGAACAUGUUAGCGAGGAUGAGGUAUUAGUACUUGAUAUAGAGUCGUUAGGUCUCCAGCUAAGUGAGGAUAAUCUGCACGUUUCCAAGAUGACCCUGUCUCAGAUCGUUGAUAUAUACCUGCAUUUGUGCCAUAAUGACGGUGUUGAUGAGCCAGAACCUUUGUAUCUUACUUUGAGCACGAGAUCGACCCUUCUCGCUGAGGUCUCUAACCUAGCUAUGGCCGCAAAUGAAGGAAAGGGUAUUUCCCAUAUUCAUUCAUGGGACGAAUAUGGAAAUCAAGAAGAGGAAGAAGAAGAGAAGGAGCAGGCUGGUGAUGACACCGGAGCCGCAGAUAAUGAAGACUUUCAAGAGAAGCAAGCUGGGGUGUCGGACGACCUCCCAGCGAAUGCUAUCUCUGAGCCUCCUGUCCAGUCUGAAGAAGGCCAAGAUGAUGUUGUGCCCGCUAACCAUCAGCCUGAAGACUACGUAGCAGACCAAGCUUUGGAUAAGGGCGUUUCUGAGUCAGAUGGCUCCCAUGUCGAGCACGCAAAUGAUGCAGAAACAAACCAAGAAAUAGCUGAAGAUGAAGAGUCGUCACAUGAACAAGAUAACAGCCCUGCUUCUGCUGCUGAAGCUAACGAGGAUGACGGCAAUGCCGAGAACUUUGACCAUGCUUCCCAGGAAGAUGUCCAGGACAACCAACAAUCAGAGCAGGCGCUUUCAACUACUGAUCUUCCUGCGGAAGGCCCAUAUGAUUCCGAAGAGCAAACCGAGUCCACAGCCACACUAGCACAUGCUCCAGUAACGCAGUCCGACGAGCAACAACCAAGCCAAAUAAUUGAUCCGAGUUCUGGUCAGGACCACAUUACUUCAGACCAUGAAGGUCAUGAGCAUGAUGCAGGUGAGAACUUUGUUGACGGUGACGAAGAUGACGCUGAAGAAGACAAUUUUGAAGACCAAAAUGUCGAGGAAGGAGAAGAAUAUUACGGUGGAGAAGAGGAAGAGGAAGAGGAAGAGGAAGCAGCAGCAGAAGCAGCAGCAGAAGCAGCAGCAGAAGCAGCAGAAGCAGCAGAAAAUCCUGAAGAAGAUUUUGGUCUUCAAGGCGGUAUUCCGUCUGACUCGGGUGAUCUUCAGGCUCCUGCAACAUUGUCUCACCAUGAAGCCCCUUCAGAUUCUGGCCAAGGCCAUUCGACAGAUCACCAGUCGUUGAAUGCGAUGCCAGAUCCGUAUGAUGACACGGAGGGUGAGAAACAACUACCUGUUGACCACCUCGAUCAUCCGGAAGAGACCACACGGAAAACACCGGAAUUGGCCGAUGAUCUUUUGGGUGUGGAUGAGGGUCUCUUUGCAAGCCCUGAGAAAGGUUCAAAGAGCGCUGACUCAACGCUUGCCGGACAAGCCGAUAACGAUCCUGGAGAUCCUGGAGAAGUCCAGGAUAGUGCGCAGGACAACACUCACUCAUUGCAUCAAUCCGGAGAUGACUUUGAGGAGCUGGAAUUUGAUGAUGAGGAUUAUUUUGAGCUGGAUGACACCGAGCAUCCGGCAGAUGAAAGUGGAGAACUUGGUGCCGAUAAAUUGCAAGUUCAUGGAAGCGGUCGUGGAAAACGCUCUCGUGAAGCGGAUGAUGAACUUGAUUUUGCCGAGACCCCAACUCCGGAUGCUAAACGGUCCCGUUCUUCGUGA